CAUAAUAUCAAGGACUCAUCGAUAUCAAUCCACUGAUGCCGUGAUGCAUUAUUUUUAUGAUCCCGCCGUUAUCGAUGAAAGCACACGGGUCAACUAGUUCACAAGCUGCGUAUUAUAACCAAGGCCACAGAAGAAUAAGGUCUUACCAAACGUCUAUUCACUGCGCAUCGUGACUUAUUAUGUCUGACCCUCAAGUAUGGCUAAUCACAGGUGAGUUAUCCUUAUUUCCUGCUUUUGGUCGCCGUCUAGUAUCAAUCGUUCUAGAACGCGGUGAUCGUGUAACAAUACAAGAUUUCCCCCAAUCUCCGAACUUGCACCUCCUAGAGCUCGAUGAACGGGUGGAUGAGGCGGCUAAGGUGUGGGGCAGGAUUGACGUGUUGGUGAACAAUGCGGGGGCAGACAGGAUGAUAAGACAAUUCCGCCCUAAUGUCUUCGCAUUACCAUACAUGCGUGAAAGGAAGAGUGGUACAGUAGUCAUUAUCGGGAGUCGUAGCGCCUGGAGGCCUGAACUCACGUGGUUUAAACAACGUCUGUUUCAUGGACUUGGCGCUUAUGCCUCAUCAAAGGCAGGCUUAAUGGGCGAAACACUUGCCGCAGAGGCGAGGCAUGAGGCUACCCCUGGAAAUCAACCAGGAGAUCCCAUGAAGGCAAUGAAAAUUCGUCGUAGACGUCGUAAGAGGAGAGGUGUUGCAGCUGGAAGGGAGUGGCCGUUGAAUGCAGAGAGGGAUGUCAGAAACAAAUGCAUGAUGAUGUUGAAGCAUCUUGAUGAAAUGGCAGGAC
This is a messenger RNA of Suillus subalutaceus, 780 nucleotides long. RefSeq lists its product as uncharacterized. The record is from RefSeq and is a predicted model, not a curated record. The transcript is spliced from 13 exons. The annotation marks the transcript as partial. Lineage: Eukaryota; Fungi; Basidiomycota; Agaricomycetes; Boletales; Suillaceae.